AUGCGAGCAAGGCGAUCCCCGAGUGAUGCUCAUCCCAGCAGACUGGGUCGGGCGGAUCUGGGUCAUACUUGGAUGCUCGACCAGGAUGGCAGAUGGAUAUGGGGUGCUUCGACGGGAUUUGGUCAACAGGGUUCUCAGCAGGCAGAGCCCGCCGCCGCAGCAUGGCAUCAGAAGCGGAUCAGUGGGCUCGGCAGGCUCGAUUGGUGCGGUGCUUUCGAUCAGGACCUCGAUCUACCCAGAACUAUGACGAAGCAAGCGCUUCAGCCGCUCGCCAUGUGCCCCCCUUGUGAACACAUUGGCCAGGCUCCAACGCAGCAGCACGGAUCACCCGAGGACAGAGCGCCAAGUGUCCAUGUGCUGAUCCUGCUAGGCUCUGGCUCCGAGUGCAGCUUCGGCGUCUUGCACGCAGCCGCAGGUCGUCCGACGCAACUUUUCCAACAAGGCUUUGCAAUCGAGAAGGCACUGCUUUGCAGCACAUUAGGGCCUGAACAGCUGCAGCCCUUUGCACUCGAAAUGCCACUUACUCAGCCCUAG
This is a messenger RNA of Moesziomyces antarcticus, 534 nucleotides long. RefSeq lists its product as uncharacterized. The transcript has a single exon. Lineage: Eukaryota; Fungi; Basidiomycota; Ustilaginomycetes; Ustilaginales; Ustilaginaceae. Bases 1 to 534 code for a protein of 177 amino acids. The record is from RefSeq and is a predicted model, not a curated record.